Molecule: messenger RNA, 390 nt
Organism: Leptomonas pyrrhocoris
Lineage: Eukaryota; Euglenozoa; Kinetoplastea; Trypanosomatida; Trypanosomatidae
Exons: 1
Coding region: 1-390 (129 amino acids)
Source: RefSeq, a predicted model, not a curated record
AUGUGUGUAGGUAGUGUAUGUGGCCUGCUCGCGUGUGCCCGUACGUGGAUGUUCCCUUUGUGUAGUAGCUCUCUCUCUGUGUACGUUGAUUGCGUCGUGGCUUCUGUUUUGCGCUGCUGCGGUUGUGAUUCGAUGUUGUUCUCGGUUUUCAUUUUCCUCCUCCGAUGCAUUCGUCACGUCAUUACUGCGAUUCACCCAUUUACCUUUCUAUAUGGAAAUGGCGCAAAGCAAGCCUUCUUAUAUAUACAGCCAGCGUCCAGACUCCUCAUGCAAGGAGGAGGGAAAAACGGCGGCAGUUACUUUGUAGCUUUACCACUUGUAGGCCACGUUGCCGUAUUGGGCGUUUAUGCACCGGCUCUUUCAACUUGGUUUUGUGGAGAGAGGUCUUGA